This is a messenger RNA of Hyla sarda, 4938 nucleotides long. RefSeq lists its product as uncharacterized. NCBI's taxonomy places the organism in Eukaryota, Metazoa, Chordata, Amphibia, Anura, Hylidae. The record is from RefSeq and is a predicted model, not a curated record. The transcript has 12 exons. Bases 103 to 3783 code for a protein of 1226 amino acids.
CCCCCCCCCCCGAGAGCCACACAUCACAGGAGGACGCCACACAGGUUCCAGCCUUGAUCCAAGCCUUAAAAACAGCAAAGCAUUGCCAGGACCUUCCAUGCAAUGAUUAUCAACAUGAAUAUGGGAUCCAUAGACAAAGACAUAGAGAAAGAAAGUGCUACUGCCCUGUACAGUGACUUGGAAAGGUACACUACACCUGAAAUCCCUGCACCCCCUCCCCCACCUCCUCCUAUCAAUACUUUCUCGGAUUCUUCAAGAAGUCUGUUUCAAAAAUGUGACCCAAAGCGUCGAUCACGAUUGAGGAACUUUAACUGGGAGGCUAUUCCAUUGGAGAAAGUUAAGGGCCGUACUAGUUUGUGGAGCUCAGAAACAUUCCAGGAAGAUCUGCAGAUUGACACAGGGAAAAUGGAGGAGUUAUUUGGAAAGCAGGAAGAAGAAGUCCUGCCAAAACCCUGUGAUCGACGUAGAUCUGUUUCGAUUGGAGAUGCUUGUUUGAACAAGGUCUUUUUGCUUGAUUCAAGGAGAAGCAUGAAUAUUGGCAUAUUCCUCAAGCAGUUUAAAAGAUCAGCAGCAGAAAUAGUUGAAGAUAUAAAGCUGGGGAGAGGAGAUAUAUACAGCUCAGAAAAAUUAAAUGAGCUUCUGAAGCAGCUGCCAGACAGAGAGGAGGAACAACGUCUGAAAUCCUUUCAGGGAGACAGAGAACGUCUGAGUGAAGCAGAUCUGUUCAUGUUACUCCUCUUGGAUCUUCCAUGCUACUUCUUGCACUUGGAAACACUUAUUUUAAAGAAGGAUUUCUACCCAGCUGUCCUGUCUCUGUUGUCUGCAGCAAGAGACCUGACGACAGCUGCAGAAGAGCUGGUGCAAUGCACAGAACUUCAUUUUAUCCUAAAGCUAAUUCUUAAGGCUGGCAACUUUAUGAACGCUGGUGGCUAUGCUGGGAAUGCAGCUGGUUUUCGUGUGUCAUCUCUACUCAAACUUGCUGACACAAAAGCCAACAAACCUGGGAUGAAUCUCUUGCACUUCGUAGUGAUGGAAGUCCAGAAAAAGGAUCCAAGAUUUCUUUCAUUUCUAGACAAACUACAACAUGUUCACAGCGCCAGCAAGUUGUCUGAAGAUGGCUUGUUGGAGGAGUUCUACAGGCUACAGUCUCGGAUAACUUCAAUUCAUCAGACACUGUCUGUGCCAGAGCUACGAGAGCUUAGACAACAAAUGGAGGAGUUCCUAGAGUAUGCUGAUCACCAGUUACAAGAGGUUCAGAAAGAAAUAGAUGCUUUGCAAGUCUCCAGACAGAAUCUAUGUGAAUUUCUUUGCGAGGAUGAAGAUAUGUUCCAUUUGGAGGAAUGCUGCAAAGUAUUCAGCUGCUUUUGUCAAAAAUUUCAGCUGGCCAUCAAGGAAAAUAAACACCGGGAACAGGAAGAUCAAAGGCGGAAAGAGUGGGAGAAAAAACGUCUACAGAAAAGACAUUCAAUGGCUACUUGUGGUGCACUAGAAGCUAGUCAAUCAAAAGAUGAACUUGAACUUACACUGGAGAGGAACCUACGUAACACAUGUAGACCUUUGGGUAGACGCCUGUGUAGAAUGCGGUCUUUGGGAUGGAAUAAUGCAAAGCCCUGUAUAUCUUAUAAUAACCAGGGUGAACAACACUGUGACCAGAACAGUGCUAACCAGAUGAGGAAGAUAUCUGAGCGUGUUCUAAGGCAGCAAAUGGAGUAUAAAAGUCAAAAGAGUAUCAAUAUUGACAGUAGACUUUAUCAAUUACCUAUUGAAAAUAAUUACGCUGCUUGCCAAUCAGAAAGGCAAGUCAGCUUACAGAAAGUCAGUUUGUUAUUAUCAAAGGAGAAAACUGAAAUUUUUCAGGUGCCCCUUGAGACACAUGAGUAUCGUGUUUUAGAUCAACCACCAAGUCACAGUAGGUCUAGAUAUUCAGAAGCCCAGGAGCACAGACUGUGUAACAGGCCUCGACUACAAAAUAUAUCAGAGUUAUUUGGUAAUUCAUUACAACAAACUGAUACAAUUUGUCCAUCAACUAAAGAGUCUCAGGUGUUUAGUAAAUCAUUGGACUCUCUAGAAGGGUUUCCAGAACAGUUACUUGACCAUCAUUUAGUGGUCCAUUUACUACUUGAUGCACCAAAAUCCUUAGAUGAAAAAGAAAUUAAUAUAUCUUCACAUCACUGUACAAGUGCACCUGCGCAGGAAUCAUCAUCAUCCCAGCCCACAUGUAAUAGUCAAAUAACGCAAAAGCCCAUACCUAUAGAUUCAGAUUUUGACCAUAAGACUGACCAGUCUCAAACUCAACUUAACUAUGUCGGUCUUUUUACAGAAACUGUACCAGACCUAUCGAACACUCAAGUUUCCAAGCAGUUAAUAGAAAAGAACCAACACGACAGAGGCCCUGGAACAGAAGAUCAGUCAUAUUUACAAAGACAAAUGCUUUGCCUUUCUGCACCUCAGACUUUUACAUAUCCAGAAGGUCUUGUAAGGCUUGACUCUCCUGUAGAUGAAAUACAUACUAGAUCAGUUAUACAGAGUACAUCUGAAUCCUCCACACAGACAGGAACCGAAGGGGAUUCACUGACAGUAAGCAACUUUAAAGAGAUUUCAAGAAACAAGUUAAGAAAUAAAAACUCCUUACAGGUAUUGGACCAUAAUCACUUUGACCAAUCAUCAGACCUUCAGGGACUUACAUCUUCCAAGCAAACGAAUGAACUUACCAUCGUGUCUGAAUCAUCAGGGGCUCCCAAGAUUUUAAAACCAUUAACCCAAGUUAUUUCUAAAACAAUGAAACAAACAUUGGUAAAGUCUGCAGUGCAGGGCACUAAACACUCUACAGAUCUUCCCAGCACUCAGGUAUCCAAUCCCUCCUUAAGUCCAACAGGAUUUGAUGGAUCUACUCAAAGUCAAACAGCUAACAAAUCUGAGACUCACAAACUUCGGAGAACCCAGCCUGGUUGUUUUAUGUCCAAGAUAAAACUUGUGGAGCCAUUUUCAGUGAAACAAUCUUUCACAAAAGAAACAAAUGAUUACAUACCACCAAAUGAGAAGAAUGUGGACCCACCAAAUGAGACCUCAAGAGGGCCCCAGUAUAUGGGAUAUAAUUCAUUUUCAAAGGGUGUUAAAGAUGUUCAAAGUGUGGUACAGAAAGAUACUCAUAAUCAUUGCUCCAAAUGGAAAAGGGAAUUAAGGAAUACCUCAGAAAAGGCCAACGGUGUUAAAGCAGAACCAAUGUUAGAGAACAGUGUAAGAAGUAACAGGAAUAGUUUGGAGCACAAGAGCAGCAACAAAAAUUCUUUAUUAGGGAAAAAUGGAAAAAGUAUUCCAAAGAAAUCAAAAAUGAAUGACUUAGGGAUUCGAAGAGUCCCGUUAACCAAAGACUUAGCCAUAGGAUCAGUGAGUCCAUCUGUCAUUAAACAACCUGUUGUCACUCCUAGACAUCAAAAAGACAGCAAAGAUAGCAAGAUUCCACAAAAAAUAAGUUUAUCUAAUGCUGGAGCAGGUAAAACAACCCCUGGUAAAAAUAUGGGCACAUUCAAAGAAAAAGAGGGUUCACAUGUAAAUAAUAAUGACUGUGGUAAAUCUGAGAGCAAUGGAAGCCCCUCUAUAUCUUCUAAGCAUAAUGUCCCAACUUCCCUGAAGGGUGAUGCCUGGACAUCACAAAUUUCACCUAAGAAAUCUAGUUCUGUUGCUCGUGUCGCCAUUCAUGUCAUUAAACACUGUGAGGUUAACUCAACUCUUACACGGGGCACAAGAAAUACAUACAUGGACGCCCAUCCAAUAUGGAGGUGAAAUAUCAAAUGCAGGGUACUGCAGUACUGUGACAGAUGUGAUGGGUUACGGGUAUGAAUGCACAAGGUUCCAAUGAUGGAUAGGUGCCGGAUAUAUAGUAUGCACAAAGCUACAGAAAGGGAAAACUUAAAUGUUUAGGAAAUGCUGUCUAAAAUGUAGGAAUACAGUCAAUGACAGCAUUUAGUAAUAAAGACACCUUGACACUACCAGUUUCCUUUAUACUUUUGCAGCAGAAUACUGCUGAGAUACUGAUUUUACAUUGUUAUUUACCAAUCUAACACUGCAACACUAGGUCUCACAAGAAGACUGUGGUAGAAGGUACUCUCUAAAUUGAUUGUGUCCAGAAUGUGUGAUUAUUUAAUGCAUGACAAAUGCCAAGAAGGCCUUGGAAUAUUAUUUAUUCACAAUGAUGUUUCCACAUGAAGAUAUUUAUUUUUUUAUACAUAGAUUAUUGAAAUUACUGUUCAUUCCAUCUGUAAUUAUUGGAGUAUGUUUUCAGUAACAUGCCAGGGCAUGAAGUAGUACAAUAUUUCUAUAGUGUUUCUAACAUGGUUUAAAUGACCAUUCUUUAUAGUGCGAUACCAGUGUUUACCUGUCACCUAUGCAGUUGUCUAUGUUUACUUCGCUCUCCUUUAUCUACAAACUUUUUUCAUAAUGAUGGACAUUCCAAGAGUAUUCAGACCAUUUAGUCUAUAUUGAUAUUGCCAUGAAGGACUGCUUUGUUGUACUGUCUAUAAUAUUAUGACACACUAUUUGUUCUGUAUUGUGCUGCUUUUGAGGAUUUAUUUAUGAAGGGCAGUCCAUUGGUUUAGUUUAUGUAUUAGGAUGAGUUCAUGCAUUGUAAAAUGGAAAGAAAAAUUCUUCAGUAAAGUGUGGCAGUUUUUAAAAUCUAAUAAUGUGUUCCAAUAAAGUCUAUGGGAAUGCUGCUGUCAGCGCACAUAUUGUAUAAAAAACAAUAAUUCCAACACUGGAAUUACUGUACCCGUAUAUACUCAAGUAUAAGCCGACCCGAAUAUAAGCCGAGGCCCCUAAUUUCAACCCAAAAACCCAGGAAAAGUUAUUGACUCGACUAUAAGCCUAGGGUGGGAAAUACAUCAUCCCCCCAUGUCAUCAUCCAGACCCCCGUCAUCAUCCCCCCCGUCAUCAACACCCCCG